AUGGACGACGACACUGAUUCCCAAAGCCUGCUGCAGUCCGUGCUUGGAUUAUUCGCUCGAAAACGACCUCAAAGGUCGGCAAAGCCGGCGUCACUGAGAUCUCGGAAACGCGAGGCCUGGCUACGGACGGACGCAUUUCUGCAGCGCGAUGAUCUUGGCGAAGCUGAACCAGAGAGCGUUGCAAGGACUCUGCGCGCAUUUGAACAUCUUGUUCAAGACGACUCUGAUCGAGAGAUAGAUUUCCUUCGCCGCAUGAUCGAGAAUCCGAGUCGCGAACCGCAUGCAGACCUAGACACUGUCAUUCGCGUUAGUAAACGGAGACGAGAAUGCGAUGUUGCCAUUCAGGAACUUUCGCAUUUGGAACAGGAGAGAAAGAAGCGCCGAGUUCUGCCUCGUGAAGAGUCAACUCAUGGGUCCAAUCUCGAAGACCCCGAUGCCGACUUCGCCGUGCUGAUGAGGGGACAUUUGGUGUCCUUGGACAAUGCGUUGCGAAGACACUGGGUUUGCGUUUGCCAGAAGUGCUCAGGGUUGAGCGUGAGACUGUCGCUGCCACAACACAAAAAUGAUCUCGAGGCUGAGGCGAGUUUCGAAGUAUUCUUCGGCGUGCGGUCUGUACCUGCAACUGCAUUGCAAGAAGCUAAAAUCACGGUCAAAGACCUACACGAGAGCACAUUAAGGCGCUCAUCUGAGCCUAUAAUUAGUAGCCAACCCGACAUUGCCCACAUAUGCCAAAGCAUCACAGAGUCCCUCGGUCAACAAAAUUGCUUGCAUUUCGCUCUCGAGGAUGGGAUAUUUCAGAGGCUUCGCCCGCAACCAAAGACAUUUGGUAGUGACCGAAUGUCUCAGUCAGUAUCCUUGUCGGAUUUGUUCAAUCGCCAGCAAGAAUUACUUCGUGGUGAAUCGGUACUGCCACUCAAGGGGAAGCGAGUCUUGGCUGUUACACUGGCUUCAGCACUCCUUCCCUUCUUGGAGACACCGUGGCUACAGUUUUUCUUCAAUCACUCAAAGAUCCAGUUUUUUGAGCCACGGCAGGAUGGAGAACUCCCCGUCAUCACGAAACCUUUCCUGGCUCUGGAGCACGUUCCAAUCAUCUCAGCCCACAGUACAGACAACGGAGACAGUUCUGGCGCCUCGAAACACAUGGUUCAUCCCAACGCCAGUGUGCUAGCGCUAGGCAUACUCUUGUGCGAGCUUCACUAUUGCACACCUGUGGAGCUGAUGGCAAAGGGCCCGCAUGUUGUCAGGAACGUCAAUGCUGAUUAUUAUACCUGUCUCGAUAAGCUUCAGACUCUGGAAGACGACGCUGGCGUGGAUUACUAUCUCGCUACGAAGGCAUGUCUCACUGAGAAGUACUAUCCCCUUGGACAGCACGCUGACUUCGAGGAUGUCAGUGUUCAGCGGUUUUUCUACCAACACGUCGUCAAACGACUUGAGGCUGUGAUAUUCAAGGCAUGGGGCAUUCGAUUAGAGAACUUGGGUUCAUUCGAUUCUCGACAGAAUGAAUCAUGCUGGGGCUCUAGCGGUCGACAAGUUGUCCGCCUCCAUACAGGCAAGAUCGAUUCCUCCAAUGCACACAAUACAGUAAGGGCAAGUCCGCAUCGUUCAAUGUCUGACACCGCGCCCGUGAACUACGCAUCCCUCCACUCAGAUAUCGUGCUACGGGUAUCGGCACAACCUUCUUCGGGAUCGCAAGCCCACAGACACCUCGCCGAGCCUUCAGAGAAGAGCUUGUACUUUUUGAUGCAAGCCACCAGACGGGUCCUGGUGGUGGAUGUAUGAAAUCGGAUGUCGGACACAGAAAAUAUGUCUUGGUAAAGGACAUGGUUUCAAGAUUCAGAUUCAGAUACCGGGCUUUCCUUAGGACCGAGCGAAAUGAUCGAAGGAGCAGAAGAAGAAGAGUGUGUUGAGAGAGGCUCGGUUUCUAUAGGCACGGGCCCGAUUACUCGAGUGCCCCUGGGUCGAAAUCCCCCACAGGUCCUGUCUUCUGUCAUACUGCCAGACCGGCCAAGCUCACAGGCCAAUGAAGUCGUGCAUGUUGAUCUGGCCAGGUACAGCAGCCAAGCCGAGCCGCUGAUCGCCAGCGGUUAGCGCGCGUUGUACUUGUACCUCAUGCACCGCUACUUCUAUCCGUCACCCAUUGGGAGAAGGGUGAGGCGGGGCAUUAACUCGUAGCUCGGCAGCACCCAAGACACAUGCUGCUUUCACAUUAUCUG
Ilyonectria robusta is the source of this 2213-nucleotide messenger RNA. RefSeq lists its product as uncharacterized. The record is from RefSeq and is a predicted model, not a curated record. NCBI's taxonomy places the organism in Eukaryota, Fungi, Ascomycota, Sordariomycetes, Hypocreales, Nectriaceae. The transcript has 3 exons. Bases 1 to 1779 code for a protein of 592 amino acids.